Molecule: messenger RNA, 375 nt
Organism: Asparagus officinalis (garden asparagus)
Lineage: Eukaryota; Viridiplantae; Streptophyta; Magnoliopsida; Asparagales; Asparagaceae
Product: auxin-responsive protein SAUR71-like
Exons: 1
Coding region: 1-375 (124 amino acids)
Biological process (GO): response to auxin
Source: RefSeq, a predicted model, not a curated record
AUGGCCCGUGGGCUGGUGAAGAAGCUGCUCCUCUGCGGCCCAAAGAGCUUCAGCACCGCCGACGACAACAAUCUCGAACAUGGGCACAUUUGGGUGCGCGUCGGAGUCGAAGAGCCACAGAGAUUCAGACUGGACGCUCAUUUUCUGAGCCACCCUCUGUUCGGAGAUCUUCUACAGCUUUCAGUCGAGGAGUUCGGGUACUCUUACGGCGGCGCACUGAGGAUCGCGUGCGAGACCGAGCUUUUCCUGCAUCUGUUGAGGUUGCUGAGGAGCAGCAGCGCUUCUGUGCAUUACAUGAAGCUUCAGAACCUCAGGGAAAGCUUUUAUGCGCGAAAAUUGUCGUCGUGGUCGACAAUUGAAAAUCGAUGCUCUUAG